This is a messenger RNA of Epinephelus fuscoguttatus (brown-marbled grouper), 573 nucleotides long. Its product is annotated as leukocyte cysteine proteinase inhibitor 1-like. The record is from RefSeq and is a predicted model, not a curated record. The transcript has 3 exons. Bases 79 to 402 code for a protein of 107 amino acids. Lineage: Eukaryota; Metazoa; Chordata; Actinopteri; Perciformes; Serranidae. Gene Ontology annotation, cellular component: cytosol. Gene Ontology annotation, molecular function: cysteine-type endopeptidase inhibitor activity.
AGCUGAAAUUAAACACUUAGAUAGACACGUAGAAGCAGACAGUCGACUCCUCUGUUAACUUCAACAGACCUUGUGACAAUGGCUACGGGUAUGGGAGAAUGGAGUGAGACAGUGGACGCCACUGAGGAAACUCAGAAGAUUUGUGAUCAGGUGAAGGACCAAGUGGAGAAACAGACAGGCAAGAACUAUGGGGAAUUCAAAGCAGUUAAAUACAGGAUUAAGAAUGUGGAGGGAGGACAACUCUUCGUCAUCAAGGUUCAUGCUGGUGGAGCAGACUAUAUUCAUCUGAGUGUCUUCCAAAUACCUCUGCUUGUACAUGGUGCGCCGGACCCAAAGGAAAUACUGCGUGGUGUCGAGCAGCACAAAACCAAAGACGACCCCCUCGUACCUUUCACCAACUGAUCACACAACCUGUUUCAACAGUUAAACACUUACAGGCUGCAGUCUCAUGUUAAAAUGCUCUGCUUCUUUAUUCUGAAAUGGUUUUACACAGAUAUUUGAUGUUGGGAAGAAGCAAGUUAAAUGCACUGCCUUCUAAAGAUAUAAAGAUUAAAGCAUAAAAAAACCUCGAUA